GAUACGGUUACAGUUUGUGAAUGAGGGAAAAAUUGAUAAUCUGAAUUUGACCAAUCUGACGACCGACUACGCCACUGAUCUGACGCGUAUGAAGGUGGGCAGGGUGGGAGCCCAGUUUUGGAGUGGAUUCGUGCCUUGCAAUGCGGAUUAUACAAAGCGUACAGAUGAUGUGCGGUAUACCUUGGAACAAAUCGAUUUGAUACAUAGGAUAGUAAACGCUUAUCCGCAGCAUCUGGAAUUCGCACGCACUUCUCACGACAUCCGCCGCAUCCACAAACACAAACGUAUCGCUUCCCUCAUCGGUCUCGAAGGUGGCCACCAGAUCGAUGGCUCCCUGGGAGCCCUGCGCUUGUUCUACGAUCUCGGAGUACGCUACAUGACGCUGACGCAUGUGUGUCACACCGCUUGGGCUGACUCAUGCACUGGCGAGCCAAUACAUAACGGGCUGACGGCUUAUGGAGAGAAAGUGAUUUUGGAGAUGAACCGGCUCGGACUGAUGGUGGAUUUGAGCCAUGUCUCGCAUGAUACCAUGCGGGAUACUUUGAGGAUUACGAAGGCGCCGAUUAUCUUUUCGCAUAGCUCGGCGUACGCCUUGUGCCGGAUUCCCCGCAACGUGCCCGAUGAAAUCCUCGAGCAGCUUCGCGAGAACGAUGGCAUUAUCAUGGUCAAUUUCUACCCCCGCUUCGUCUCCUGCGCGGCCGAAUCCACCCUCGAAGCAGUAGCAGACCACAUUUCACAUAUCGCCAAGAUCGCUGGUCCGACACAUAUCGGGCUUGGAAGCGAUUUCGAUGGUAUUGAUGUGGUCCCCAAGGGCCUCGAGGACGUAACGAAGUACCCCGCCCUGAUCGCCGAACUUCUGCGACGUGGCUUCUCCGACGAGGAAGUGAGCGGGAUUGCUGGCCUCAAUCUUCUCCGCGUGAUGGAGAAGGUGGAGCGGGUUGCUUACGAGCUCAAACACCUGCGGCCCAUCGAGGAGAAUCUCCACGUCAACAAAACGUGCUGACUCAGAUGUUGAAGCCACUUCUGGAUUGGAGAUCCGGUCAAAGCGUAGCAUAUGGAUUC
This is a messenger RNA of Fimicolochytrium jonesii, 1062 nucleotides long. RefSeq names its product membrane dipeptidase GliJ. The transcript has 7 exons. Bases 89 to 1003 code for a protein of 304 amino acids. The record is from RefSeq and is a predicted model, not a curated record. Gene Ontology annotation, molecular function: metallodipeptidase activity. NCBI's taxonomy places the organism in Eukaryota, Fungi, Chytridiomycota, Chytridiomycetes, Spizellomycetales, Powellomycetaceae. Gene Ontology annotation, biological process: proteolysis.